Molecule: messenger RNA, 2199 nt
Organism: Tarenaya hassleriana
Lineage: Eukaryota; Viridiplantae; Streptophyta; Magnoliopsida; Brassicales; Cleomaceae
Product: putative cysteine-rich receptor-like protein kinase 39
Exons: 8
Coding region: 84-2093 (669 amino acids)
Biological process (GO): protein phosphorylation
Molecular function (GO): ATP binding; protein kinase activity
Source: RefSeq, a predicted model, not a curated record
CUCCGCUGUCCUGAUGCUCAAACGAUCUCCAUUAAAAACCAGACAAAGCUAGGGCAAGAGAGAAACAGAACCGAAGCCGGUAAAUGGACAACCCUCUUGUCUUGUUCCUCUCUUGUUCUCUUCUUCUUCUUCUUCCUCUUCCUCUAACCUUCCGUGCCGUUCACGCAAACUUGCUCUGCUACGACGAGUUCUUGCCUGCAAACUCAACCUACGCCAGAAACCGAGACAAUCUCCUGUCUUCUCUCGCCUCCAACGUUACGGCGAGAGGCGGAUUCUACAACGCUUCACUCGGACGAAACUCGGACCGAGUCAACGCGUUCGCCCUUUGCCGACGGGGCUACGAGCCACGCGCCUGCAUCAGCUGCGUCGACAGAGUAAGCCGGAAUCUGAUAAAGACAUGUACCGAUCAGAAGCAAGCUUAUUCGUGGGACGGCGACAACGACGUUUCUUGCGUGGUACGUUACUCGAGCUCUUCGAGUUUCGGAAAGCUCGAGCUCAAACCCCCUGACAGUAAUCUCCACCCGAACAACAUCGACACUUCGAACAUGACGUUUUUCCGCCAGCAAUGGGAAUCCAUGGUGAACCGAACGCUCGAAGCUGCUUCCACGGCCAACACUUCGUCUGUUCUGAAGUAUUACGCUGUCACGAGAGCGGAAUUCACAGAGUUUCCGAAUGUCUUUUCACUGAUGCAAUGCUUUCCCGAUAUAUCCGAGGCGGAAUGCAACCAAUGCCUCGGAGAAAGCGUCUCGUAUUAUCAAGAACGGUUCUGGGGGAGACAAGGGGGAGAGGUUACUCGGCCGAGCUGUUUCUUCAGGUGGGAUUUGUAUCCUUUCUAUGGAGCUUUCGAUAAUCUAACAAGAAUCCCUUCUCCUCCUCGUCCUUCUCCCCAAUCUCCAGGAGGAAAUGAUCAAACAAAUUUCAGCAAAAGGAAUAAUGGAAGUAGCUUUCGGUCCGGGACUAUCGCGAUAAUCGUUGUUCCUACCGCCAUUAAUAUUUUCGUAUUCGUCGCUCUCGUGUACGCUUAUCACCGAAGGAAGAAGUUAUAUGUCAGAAUCAAUGAAUCCGCUGAUUCUGAUCAUAAGUUCAUGCUAAGAUUCGAUCUCGACACAAUAAUUACUGCCACGGAUGAUUUCUCGGACGAAAAUACGCUCGGACAAGGAGGAUUCGGAUCUGUCUACAAGGGGAUAUUACCGAACGGGCAAGAGAUAGCUGUGAAAAGAUUGACAAGAGGGUCAGGACAAGGAGAUUUGGAGUUCAAAAACGAGGUCUUGCUUCUUACAAGACUCCAACACAGGAAUCUGGUCAAGCUUCUCGGAUUCUGCAACGAGAGAGAUGAAGAUCUUCUCGUUUACGAGUUCGUGCCAAACUCGAGCCUUGACCGUUUCAUAUUCGAUCCGGACAAGCGUUCACUUCUUACGUGGGACGUAAGAUACAAAAUAAUCGAAGGCAUCGUUAGAGGGCUUCUUUAUCUUCACGAAGAUUCGCAACUGAGGAUCAUACACCGUGACCUGAAGACGAGCAACAUACUUUUAGACGCUGAGAUGAACUCAAAAGUGUCGGACUUCGGUAUGGCGAGGGUGUUCAACGUUGACGAGACUCGAGGAGAAACGAGCAGAGUAGUUGGAACAUACGGAUAUAUGGCACCCGAGUACGUGAAACACGGGCAAUUCUCGGUCAAAUCCGACGUCUACAGCUUCGGGGUCGUGCUUCUCGAGAUCAUAAGCGGUGAAAGAAACAAGAACUUCGAAGCAGAAGGCCUCCCUGCAUUUGCAUGGAAGAGCUGGGUGGAAGGAAGAGCUGCGGAUAUUAUCGAUCCAGUGAUGAGCAACGGUCCGAGAAGUGAGAUAAUGAAGUUUAUACACAUCGGUCUGUUGUGUGUUCAAGAGAAUGUUGAGAAAAGACCGACGAUGAACUCCGUCAAUCUGUGGCUCGGCAGUGAGACCACGACAAUGCCAUUGCCGACAGCUUCUGCUUUCAUUACACAUCCUCUCGGUUCGUUAGAAGAGCCGUCUCCGUCGUCGUCGAGGUCGAGAGGGGCAGACGGCACGUUUUCUGUGAACGAGGUCUCGGUUUCAGUGUUGGAUCCUCGUUGAUUUGUUCAAAUAUGAUGUAAUAUGUUUAGGCGAUGCAAUUCAGAAAAUAAAUUUAAAAAAAAGGCAUACCCAAUAAAAAAAAAAACCUCAACUUGUCAGAUGACAA